This is a messenger RNA of Darwinula stevensoni, 564 nucleotides long. The record is from the annotation of a GenBank genome assembly. NCBI's taxonomy places the organism in Eukaryota, Metazoa, Arthropoda, Ostracoda, Podocopida, Darwinulidae.
AUGGUGGCAUACGUCGGCGUGAUGAUGACGACCCUCGUCCUCGCGGCCUUGUACGUCCUCAGCUCCCUCGCCCUCCUUUCCGCCGCCGAAAACAAUGUGAGGGACCUGCACCUGCCUUGGCUCGUCGUCCACCCGCUGGUCGAGACGGGGCUCAUGCUCUUCUUGGGAUACGCGGCGGUGGUCCUCGCUCGAUACGACUAUCACGGAUACACCAUUCCGGUCGUCUUUGCCAUGUUCAUCAUAUUCUGUGAGUGCCGACUGCUCCAUGAAUUGGAGGAUCCGCGCGGCUCAGGGAUCCUGACCUACCUGUGGGUGGUGGUGAUGGGGAAUUUCCAGAGGCUGGGGACGACCGAUCCGGAGGACGCCAAGCAGUUGCUCGAGGGGUGGCACGACGCGGGUCAGGGGUACCCCAGGGUGCAGCCCCAACCGGAGUACCCCCACGGGUACUCCCAGGUGUACUCCCAGGGGAUGAGGGUCCCCAGGUCCAAGACCUCCUGGGCCGCGCCGCCUCCCCCGAGCGGGCCGCCGCCGCCGCCGCCGGCUCCCUACAACGCCUUUUCUUAA